AUGUCAGCUGCAUUCUUGCCUUGGUUGCUCCUCGUGGGUCUUACGGUGUGCGAAGGUUUUCCGAUGAUGGCGUACAUUGUCGGUGGAUGGAUAACCAACCAGGGCGCGUAUCCACAUAUGGCCGUGCUAGGGCGCCCGAGAAACAAUGACUCGUUCGAGUGGUUCUGUGGCGGAUCGCUGAUUUCGGCCAGAUACGUGCUGACUGCAGCUCACUGUGCUAAUAGUCAGAUGUCGGAUCCCCCGCUAGUGGUGCGUCUUGGCGAGUUCGAUCUCAGCACGGAUGACGAUAGCGAGCAUCAGGAUGUGGCUGUCGCUAGUAUAGUGCAUCAUCCGGCCUACAAUGGCGUUCAGGCUUACAACGAUAUCGCACUGAUCCGGAUGAAUCAGACCAUAACCUUCAGCCGGUUCAUACGACCGGCCUGUCUGUGGCAGCUUCAAACAUUGCCCGAUGAGCAUCUGACUGCGAUCGGCUGGGGCCGGCUGGGAUACUAUGGUGAUCAACCGGCAGAACUGCACGAGGUGGACCUACCGCUGGUCGAUCAGAACGAGUGCAACCGGUUGCUGUCCAGCCCCCCUAGCCGGCGGCUCCGACAGGGCGUGCUGCCGUCGCAAAUCUGUGCUGGCGAACUGACGGGCGGCAAGGAUACGUGCGAAGGCGAUUCCGGUGGACCACUGCAAGUACGCUCGCAAGAUCCGAGCUGUCGGUACGACAUUGUCGGAAUUACCUCGAUCGGUGGAAUCUGCGGAACGGCGCGGAAGCCCGGUGUCUAUACGCGGGUUUCGUACUACAUACAGUGGAUCGAUUCGAUCGUGUGGAAGAAAUAA
Molecule: messenger RNA, 825 nt
Organism: Sabethes cyaneus
Lineage: Eukaryota; Metazoa; Arthropoda; Insecta; Diptera; Culicidae
Product: serine protease snake-like
Exons: 3
Coding region: 1-825 (274 amino acids)
Biological process (GO): proteolysis
Molecular function (GO): serine-type endopeptidase activity
Source: RefSeq, a predicted model, not a curated record